UUCACUGAGUUAUCAAUGUCACUAAUGUGUUCGAGAAAAAAUGUCGGCAGAUUUGUUGUUAGACGUCGAGAAUUCAGCGAACCUAAACCGUAACACGAUGAAUAACGACAUCUUCAUCGAUCAGGACGGAGAGUGGGAUAUCAGUUUGUUUGAUGAGCUGGAUGGCCUGGGUGAUGCUGAGGAGUUGCUGCAAGCACUGGUGAGCACUGGCUGUACUGGCAGUGCAGCCGAUCUGAACUUUGAUAUUGAUCUUUCUGCGUGGAACUCAGAUGGCUUGCAGGACAGCAGCAGCAUCUGUACAGAUGGAGAUGUGUCGGCAGAUUCUCCAAGCCACACACUGAGCUCAGUUUCUUCACCUGGCUCAGUCGAGGCCUAUUCACCAUAUUCCCACUAUGAUGAAGCUCAGUCUCCACUCUCGGUCCAGUCUCAGCACUCUCCUGUUUCUGUCUGCUCAGACUCCAGCGGCUUCAUCGAACCAGCACCUGAGAAGAAGCCGGUCAAGAGGACCAAUCAGGCAAGAGCUAAACCUGCUCAGAGACCCAUUCAUCUGAGCCCCAAAGUCUCUAUUCAGCCUAAACCACUGAUCACCGCAGUGCCCAUCGCUCAGAGCGCAGCUACUCUUCAGACCAAAACCAUCAUAAUCCAGCCACUGCAGACCACAGUAGUGCCUGUGGUCAAACCAGCACCCAUCACUAUCCAGCCAGCUCCUCCAACAGGUCAUCCCACCUUUCUGUCUCAGCCCACCCAGGUGCUGCAGCUCCAGCCCUCACAGACCAGCAUGCCAGCAUGUACCCGGGUAGUCACCAUGCCCAACCUGGCACCAGAGAGACCUGCAACACUUGCCAGCCCUGCAAUGUCUCCUCCCGUCAUAGCCGUCCCUUUACGAAACCCUUCGUCAGACGAUGAUUCCAACGUUUCACGGCGGCAGCAGCGGAUGAUCAAGAACAGGGAGUCUGCAUCUCUAUCACGGAAGAAGAAGAAAGAGUACUUGCUUACUCUGGAGGCUCGUCUGAAGGUUGCACUGUCUGAGAACGAGCAGCUGAAAAAUGAGAAUGGGUCACUGAAGAAGCAGCUGGAGGGAAUGAAGAAUGAGAACACUGUUCUAAAAGCAACUGCUCCAAAGAGACGUGCAGUGUGUCUCAUGGUGGUCCUGGUUUUCCUGGCCUUCAACAUUGCACCAAUUAGUCUGUUUGAGGGUGGCACAGUCUCCAGGUCUCCAGUCGGCCCUUAUAUAAACAACAGACAUUUACUAGAAUUUUUGCCAGAGAGCAGCAGUGACCAGGGGGAUUAUGUGCCUCAUUCUGAGACUUCUCAACCUGAGUACAGGGUUGAGGACUUGGGAUCAAUGCCAGAUGACAAGGCUCUUUUGGUGGUUAAAAGGGAUCCUGUCUACUUCAGAAACCUUCCUCCCUGUCAGCCACCUGUCAACAAGACCAAGUGCAUAAAAAUGGCCAGUGAGCUAAAGGGAUGGGUCUACCGCCAUGAGGCUGAGCGCACCAAGAGCCAGCGCAACACCAGCACCCACACCAGACCCCGAACCUUUACGAAAAUGGGUAAUAAGAAGGCGGAAGUGGCACAGAUUGUGACUGUCCAGUAUUCAGAAUCUUCUGAAAAGCACUCAGGUAACGAGCUGCAGGUCUAUUAUGCACCUCAUCGCACUUACAGUGAUUUCUUUGACGAGAUCAACCGAAGAGGAGACACCUUUUAUGUUGUCUCUUUCCGCAGGGAUCACCUUCUACUUCCUGCCACCAACCACAACAGAGGAAGCAGACCAAAGAUGUCAGUAGUUCUGCCAGCAAUAAAUAUCAAUGACAGCGUAAUAAAGGACAAGGAAUUUGAGGUGAUGAUGCAGAUCGACUGUGAGGUCAUGGACACCAGGAUCCUGCACAUAAAGUCCUCCAGUAUUCCACCAAUCCUACGGGUUAAUGAAACUGAUACUGGGUCUUUCUACCACUCAGCUAAUACCAACAACCAGACUGCACCUUCUGUCGGAGUCCUCAUGGGUUCUGCCUAAUUCCAGCAUUCUGCAGACAUCAAACCUGUGUAGAAAAGAGCUUUAAUAAUGGUUCUGUUGUUAGCCCUGCUUCUGUUAGAUAUAUUUUCCUCAUUGCUGUGUCUUUAAAUUAGAGUUGUUUUGUCUGGAAUUAUGUUUUAGAAGUGAAACUCAUGUAGUCAUGUAGUGUAGACUGCUUUCAUUCUUUUUUUUUACUUUUAUAUUCGUCUAUGGUAAAAGGAUAAAGUGGAGGCUUGGAGGUCCAAAUGUCUCAUUAAAACAAAAAAAAAGAGCUCUCACCCUCAAGGUUGCACAGUUAGUGCUUUUAGUAAGCAUCUUUUACCAGUCCCAACACAUGAUUCAGUUCCCCUUUAACUGGCUUGACUGGUUGAAUCAUGUAUCAGUGGUGGAAAAAUGAUGGAGCUUCUUUAGCCGUGGGUCCCAAGUUCAGAACUUUAAAUUAAAUUAAUUAAUUGAAGCUAUACCAUUGUUUCCAAAAGUAUAUCCAUGUAAUUUAAAUAACCUAAGGUAUAUACUAAAGUGAUGAAAGAUGUACAAAUGAGGCUAUCACCCCAGCAGAGGACCAAGCACUAAUCUUUGAGGUACCCUUAGUUUCAAUUCCAUUAUCAAAUGUGUAAACCAUCGGAAAACAAUGUACAGUUUGUAUUCAAACUACACCAAUUUUGUUCGUUUAUUUUCUCUGUAUUGUGAUUUGAUGUUUUCAUUCUGCAUGCUUUGCUUUAAAUAUUUGUAGAAGGAUAUUAAUGAAGUUUUAUUGGUUUAACUAGGUCAGUACAUACACAGAUCAUAUGUUCUUUAAUUGUUACAAAUUUGUUUAAAUUUAUAAUAUUAUUGUAAUUUUUACGUAAGUGUGGGGAAACUUUCUUUACUUAUAAUGGAUUAAAAUUGAAGGACAAUUAUAAUUGUGUACAUAGAUAUAUUUUUGUUUUGCUUUUGUUUUUGGAAAAUGUUUUAAAGUAAUCUUGUGCAAAUGUAUUGCAUAAAAUCUUAUCCUAUGUAAAUCGCACAGCACUGCAAACCGUCAAUAAACACUGGACAGUGUUUGAGUGUGA
Trichomycterus rosablanca is the source of this 3066-nucleotide messenger RNA. RefSeq names its product activating transcription factor 6 (gene atf6). Gene Ontology annotation, cellular component: nucleus. The transcript is spliced from 16 exons. Lineage: Eukaryota; Metazoa; Chordata; Actinopteri; Siluriformes; Trichomycteridae. Bases 41 to 2014 code for a protein of 657 amino acids. Gene Ontology annotation, molecular function: RNA polymerase II cis-regulatory region sequence-specific DNA binding; DNA-binding transcription factor activity, RNA polymerase II-specific. The record is from RefSeq and is a predicted model, not a curated record. Gene Ontology annotation, biological process: regulation of transcription by RNA polymerase II; endoplasmic reticulum unfolded protein response.